AGUCUGCCCAGCUCCCGCAUUCACCUAGACACCUGCUCAGUACUAAGAGUGGAUAUCCGGAUAUCUGAACGCUGAAAGGCUCACCCAGGGAUGGGUGGAGAGGAAUACUCCUGAGGGCAAGUCAGGGUGUGUGUGUAUGUGAGUGAGUGUGGGUGUGGGUGUAUGCAAGUGUGAGUGUGUGUGAGUAUGUGUGAGUGAGUGUGUGUGUGAGUCUGUGUGUGUAUGAGCAUGUGUGUGAGCCUGUGUGAGUCUGUGUGUGUGUGAGUGUGUGUGUGAGUGUAUGCAAGUGUGAGUGUGUGUGAGUAUGUGUGAGUGUGUGAGUCUGUGUGUGUAUGUGAGUGAGUGUGUGUGUGUGUAUGCAAGUGUGAGUGUGUGUAUGUGUGAGUGAGUGUGUGAGUGUGUGUGAGCGUGUGUGAGUGUGUGUGAGUCUGUGUAUGUGAGUGAGUGUGUGUGUAUGUGUGGGUGAGUGUGUGAGCGUGUGUGAGUGUGUGUGUAUGAACAUGUGUGUGAGCCUGUGUGAGUCUGUGUGUAUGUGAGUGUGUGUGUGAGUGUAUGCAAGUGUGAGUGUGUGUGAGUAUGUGUGAGUGAGUGAGUGUGUGUGUGUGUGUGUGUGUGUGUGUGUGUUUAGGGGCUGGAAAGGGGGUUGAUGUAGUUGGGGCUGUCACAGUUGAGGCUGACUCAGUCGGGCCUGUGCUGGUAGAGAAAGAGCCUGGAGACAGAUGGCAAUACCAUGUGAGACUCAGGGUGAACACGAAGCACAGGUUGCCAGGCUCGUGGCACAGAAGGGGUGACAGCGAGGUGACAUGGAGGUCUCUACAUGGAAAUGUGAGUUUUAGAGGAAAAUGAAAGUUUCAGGAAGCCACUGGAGGCAAAAAGGAAGGUGACACUUUUGGUUUUUGGGUUUUGAGGCGGAGUUUCAUGUAUCCCAGGCUGGGAUUACAGGACACCACACCCACUAUGUACUGGUGCUGGGGAUCGAACCUAGAGUCUCCUGCAUGUCAGGCAGACACUCUAUCAACCGAGUCCUCGAGCACAGCUCCUGGCCUCCCAUUUAGGAUGGCAAGGUCAGCAGGCAUUUGUGACAGAAGGGACAAUUUGGGGAGCUGGCAAGUUAGCUUGGCAGGUAGACACUGCUAAGCCUGCUUCCACAAACCCUAUGUCUGAGCCCACCUGGGAGAGGGAGAGAACUGACUCCUAUGAGCUGUCCUCCGACCUUUGCAUGUCACGUGACCACCUCUCCACCACCACCCCGCUGUCCCCAAGGAGAAGACCAUUGGCCAAGAAGGAGAACCGAGAUAGAAGAAUAGACAGUUCAGUGUAUGCGCCUCUCCUAGCUGUCUCUCCUCACCAGAGAGCAGGGGCUCUGUCUCGUUCACCGCUGGAUCCCCUCUAGUGUCUGGCACACAGUGGACAGGUAUUGUGUAUUGAGUUGAGUUCCCAGGGCAACGUGGUUAGGUCCUAGGGAGAGAAGUAGUCAUGAGGGCUUCUCGCUGCUGCUGCUGCUGCUGUCGCUGCUGGGAGAGAUGGGAGGGAAAGAGGAGAGAAGGCCAGCAGUGCAGGGGAGCUAUCUCAGGAAGUACAGUGCUUGUCACACAAACCUCUGGCCUUGAUCCUUAGAAUUAGAAGAGAGCCAGGCCCAGUGGCAUGCACCAAUAGUCCUAGGUAUCUCUUGGCUUGCUGGCCAGCCAAUUUAGCUGCAUUGGGAGCUCCGGAUCAAAUCAGAAACCCACUCCAAAAAAACAAAGAGAGCAGUGCAUUAUGGGGGGGGGGGAGAGAGGGAGAAAGGGAGAGCGAGAGAGAGACAGAGACAGAGGGACAGACAGAAAGAGACACAGAGAGAGGUGAAGAUAACUCAUUCCAAAGCUUCUUUGUGAAGCAACAAGUAUGAGGAUUCACCCAAGUGCAUAACGUCCAACUUCUAGAACAUUCCACCAUUCAUUUAUUAGCAUUGUUCAGACUUUACCAUUAUUAUAAGCGUUAAUACGUGCAUUGAGUCAUUAAAGCUCAUGACGGCUCCUCAAAGCGGAUGAUAUUUUCAGUUAGUGAGGACGUCGAGAUUUGAACCCAGGAUACAGAACCUAUGACGCUACCCACUGAGCCAUACACUCUUCUGUGCGACAUUAUUUUGCAGUUUGUCUGGUACUCUUCUCACUGGGCUUAUUGGGGGAGGGUCACCGUGUUCAAGUUUCAUAUGAAGAAACAGAGAGGUACAGCUAUUCGCCCAGGGUCACACAGCUACGAAGUGGCUCCGGGAGAAAAGCUGGGAUUCAGUAGUGAGUGAGUCGGAUGUCAACAGGUGGUACCAGAUGCUAGGACUUGGGAGGUGGCAUCUUGCAGCAUCUCCAGAGGGGCUCUACAUGCUUCUGAGAAAGUCGGGGCAGGCAAGUUAGAAAGGGGAGGAGGAAGAUUACCACCUGUACCCAUGGCUGCUCUCGAGCUGAGGCUGAAGAAGACAGAACAAAAUAGAAGCGGUUCUGUGGGCUGGGAAACCACAAGGAACCAAAGACUGGAUCAUUCCACAAAGGCCCACUGUGGCAGCGGAAGUGGAGACUGUGCCUGGGAGGGGAUUUCAGGACUCUGUCUCUAGUCGGGUAAUAGUCUCAGACCCAGGUCAACUCAAGCUAGCCUUUUCUGGAUAUCUCCCCUGAGAGCUCCCCAGCCCUGAGGCCUGUAUCAAGAAUCUAGAGAAGGAAAAACAACAGGGGGUCUUGAAGUGGGCCUCCCUGAGUUCCCAGGAAUCUUGGAGGUGGCCCAGGCAGCGGUGUGGGAGGCGACCAGGACUGGUUUUAAACCAAGCAGGCACAGCUGCUGCUUCUUCUCCUCCGGGACUGAGGACAGAGACUAGCAAUCAGAACCCAAGAAAUGAAGCGCCUCCUCACGCUGGCUUGGUUCCUGGCUUGCAGUGUGCCUGCAGUCCCAGGGGGCUUGCUAGAACUGAAGUCCAUGAUUGAGAAGGUGACUGGGAAGAAUGCCGUAAAGAACUAUGGCUUCUACGGCUGCUACUGUGGCUGGGGCGGCCACGGGACCCCUAAGGAUGGCACUGAUUGGUGCUGUCGGAUGCACGACCGUUGUUAUGGGCUACUGGAGGAGAAACACUGUGCCAUCCGGACCCAGUCCUAUGACUACAGAUUCACACAGGACUUAGUCAUCUGCGAACACGACUCCUUCUGUCCAGUGAGGCUUUGUGCUUGUGACCGGAAGCUGGUCUACUGCCUGAGGAGAAACCUCUGGAGUUACAACCGUCUUUACCAGUAUUACCCCAACUUCCUCUGCUAAUGUCCUCUGCGGGCUCUGCCCCGGGAGUGCCUCCCACAGUGGCGGCCCCCCUCUGCUGUAUUCCUGAUCCGUCCACCCAAGGUCUUGGAUCUGCCUUCCUCUGUGUACCACUGGGCUGGACAGAGCCCCAGGGUUACACUCUACCCUCCAGAAUCCUAGAGAGGGACUCUGAUGUAGAGUCUGCGGACUCUGGAUAGCUGAGCCUGCACUUGCAGAAUUUGGCGCUGGGCCCCGGAGCUCCCUCAGCUCCAGGCCAGUGUCGUGUUGACUUUCCUUUCAAUUUCUGGAACCCAACUGCCAUUACCACCCUCCAGAGACCUCUUACUAGAGGAGAAGCCAAAUUAACUCUAUAAAUCUGCCAUGUAGCUAUUAAAUAAAACCCAUUCACGAGGCGAGAAGAACACCACCCCAGCACUCCCUCUGACAGGGCUGGGGUAGGAGUGCCAAUGCUUCUCUAACCCCUGAGGCAUCUGUGCACCCUCUAGGAUGGAGGUCAGGAAACAGGUGGGGGCCUUACAUGCCUUUCAUGGUUUGUCUUGAGUUUAUUUUCUUAAACCUUAGGGUCUUUCAAGCCAGACCUGGAGCUCAAGAUUCUUCUGGAGGAAGGUGAGACACAGCCCUAUGCCACCUUGAGCUCCAGGCUAGAAAGGGACAGCCCCUAGCCCUGGCUUCUGCAACUGUGUGGUCUUGAACCUCCGUAUAGUCCGAAUCCCUCUGGCUCUCCUCAAAAUAUAAAACAAGCCUCCUUCCAAUAGCAUAUUGGUGCACACCCCUAAUCCCAGCACCUGGGAGGAGGAGGCGGCAGGAGCAUCAGGAGUUCAAGGCCAGCUCCUGCCCCCUAGCAGGGAUGGUAGGCUGCAUGAGAGUGUGUCUCAGAAAGAACCACCUGGUGCGGGUACAGGGAUGCUGGGAUUCUGAGAUGUCACUCAGUGCGGGAAAAGAUUCAAGGAGGGGAACAGAUCAAUGGCAGAAUGACUGUCUGUGCCGAGUUAAGGGCACUGAAAAUCUCAGCUCAUCUAUCGCUUUAUAGAAGAUAGAGCUUUCCCAUAGCAACCUGACGGGAGGAAGCAAGGCACUCUACAGUAAAGGAGUGGCCUUUCCAAGGAAGGGUCUAGGCUCCUUCUUCUCCAGAACAUGCACAGGACAUAGGAGAUCCAUAUUUAGAGACCUUUCGUGUUCGAACGUUUUCUAACUAAAGUUAAUUAUAUUGAGAUUA
Messenger RNA from Rattus norvegicus (Norway rat), 4492 nucleotides. The record is from RefSeq and is a predicted model, not a curated record. NCBI's taxonomy places the organism in Eukaryota, Metazoa, Chordata, Mammalia, Rodentia, Muridae.